Molecule: messenger RNA, 802 nt
Organism: Papaver somniferum (opium poppy)
Lineage: Eukaryota; Viridiplantae; Streptophyta; Magnoliopsida; Ranunculales; Papaveraceae
Product: peptidyl-prolyl cis-trans isomerase FKBP15-1-like
Exons: 6
Coding region: 85-570 (161 amino acids)
Biological process (GO): protein peptidyl-prolyl isomerization
Molecular function (GO): peptidyl-prolyl cis-trans isomerase activity
Source: RefSeq, a predicted model, not a curated record
UCCCUCUUUUUCUCUAGUCUCAUAGUAUUUACACUUGACAACUCCAGAUCUAGAUCAAGGGAAAUAACAGUAGCGAGAGAGAAGAUGAAAAUGGGAAAGAUGAAUCUCUUUUGUUUCUUUACAUUAGCUCUUGUUCUGGUUUUAUCUUCGUCAGCUUUCGCUAAAUCUAAGGAUGUGACGGAGCUUCAGAUUGGUGUUAAGUUCAAGCCAAAGUCUUGUGACAUUCAGGCACGUAAGGGUGAUAGGAUCAAAGUACACUAUCGGGGAUCACUUACUGAUGGAACCGUUUUCGAUUCAAGUUUCGAGAGGGGUGACCCUAUCGAAUUUGAGCUUGGUAGCGGUCAAGUUAUUAAAGGAUGGGACCAGGGUCUCCUGAGCAUGUGUGUUGGUGAGAAGCGUAAGUUGAAGAUACCUGCGAAACUAGGUUAUGGUGCCCAGGGUUCCCCACCUACCAUUCCAGGUGGAGCUACACUGAUUUUUGAAACUGAGCUUGUUGCGGUGAAUGGCAAACCAUCAAAUGCAGCAGCAGAAACCACAGAUGAUGACGAUGUUGAAGAGAGUGACUUGUAGAGACAUAUUUGAUGUUCUCUUUUUUUUCCCCUUUGUUUGCUGAUGAUUUUUCAGCUUCAAAGUUUUGUAGGUUGAUCUUUUAAGCCGGAGUCUGUAGAUUUAGAUUUAGUUUAUAAAGACACAGUUCCAUCUGGCAAAGCUGAAACUGUUUUCGUUGCUUUUCGUAGGAAAAGAAUGUUUAUCAUAAGAAUAAAUUUAUCGGAAAGUAUUUAGCCACCCUUUCAUCUUGUUC